Pocillopora verrucosa is the source of this 3078-nucleotide messenger RNA. Lineage: Eukaryota; Metazoa; Cnidaria; Anthozoa; Scleractinia; Pocilloporidae. The record is from RefSeq and is a predicted model, not a curated record.
ACGACACGAUAGGUCUUAGCGGUACGUCGGCCUUAUGGAUCUUCGGUAAACCGCAGAUUCUAGGCGGCUGUUUGUGUCGGGGUCGGAUCUUGUUGUAAACGGCCUCUGAUAGAUAUCCGCUUCGCUUCAAGGUGAGCAGCUUUUUCUUGCGGGUCAGACGGUCUGUUGGAUCUUUGUUGAGGAGUGGUAGGGUCCGUUCUCAAUAAGCGUAGACAUCUUGGCACGGUAGGUGUCGGUAUCCACGACUACGCGAGCGCGCCCUUUGUCCAUUGGGAGGACCACGAUGGACUCGUCGUCUUUCAGGUUUUUAAGUGCAUCUCGCAUCUCCGUGAUGUUAGGCUCUGGUGGUUCCGCCUAUUGAAGGAUACCGUUAACAGCUCUUCUAACAGUAUCUGCUUGUUCGGCGUCGAGUUGUCUUACGGCUGCUUCGACCUUGGCGAUGAUCUCUGUGGCAGGAAUAUUCGCAGGAGUUACGGCGAAGUUCAGUCCUUUCUUCAGUAGGGCUCUCUCGGCAUCGCUAAGGGACCUAGAAGAUAAAUUAACCACCCAGUUAGCUUUGUCAACAUACGGUGUGUCAACCGGUGACACAGUCGCCUGUUUUUCUCAAAUGAGUUUUUCAAACUUCUGCUUAUGUCUGUCUUUGGUGGUGUUGAAGACUCGUUGGGUGUUGGUCUUAAUCUGCUCUAGUAGCCUGUUGGCGUCGUUUGUCGAGAGAGCGGAUGUUAUGCUCUGUGCUGUGGAUUCUGUAUCCUUCUUUGCAUCUCCCUUGGCCUUCUGUGUCAGUCUGAUCCGUUCCCUUAGGAAUCUCAUGGAUGCGAGUUCAGCGACUCUGCGUGCGCCUUUGGUGGGAACUGGCGGUCGAACUCGUAGAUCUUUAGGAACAACGCGGUUCUUGAUGCACCUUGUUAGGAAGACUGAUUUCAGCAUCAAAGGAGAAUUAAAAAUCAGUCUUGAAUAUGAAGAACCUGAAACUCUGAUAGUAACCAUCCACAAAGCAUUCAACAUCAAGGCUGGAAACACGCUGAGGAACACAUCUGAUGCCUUUGUCAAAUGUGCAAUUUCUGGAACUAGUUUUCAAUAUGAAACCAAGAAUCCAGGUUUUCAGGGGGAUAUGGCUGGUAUCUUUUUUUCCCUGAAGUAGUGUUUGUCGACAUUAGCCAACAAUUUCUUGACUUCAAUAAAAGAAUAAUAAGUAAAAAAGAAAAAAAAUUGGUUCACCUACUCCUCAAUAGCUCUUACAGCUAAUAUUCUAACUGCAGGCAACUGUGCUGACUGAAGACUUGUGACAGAUGCUUUGAUGAAGCUGAACAUGAGAAAUGUUUACAAGCUAAGAGCUCAAAGAUAAACUCGUGAAAGACUGGAGAAUUUCAAGAAUUUAAAAAAAAAAAAAAAAAGAACCACUCAAGCUACACUUAAGACUAGGGCAUUCUAGUAUGCCAUAACUGUUCUUUAGCUAGUCAGUUAAUUGUAAGUCAGUUCCUUAGAAUGGUCAGAUGCAUCUCAUGACAACAAAUUCUCCAGCAUAUUUUUUGUAAUCAUAUUCUCUUAGGUGAAGAGCCUCUGCUUGUACGCUCUCAAGCUAUGCAGACUAAGGCAUUUAUAUUAAGUAAUGACUGUCUUUUAGCAAGUCAGUCAAUUGGAAAUCAGUAAGGAUGAUCAGACACAUUGCAUAACAACAGUCAUAUUCUCCAGCCUUAUGGUUACCAUGUUUUCUUAGGUAUGGAGCCUCUGCCUGUGUGCACUCAAGCCACACUAAAACUUGGGCAUUAUAAUAGGCCAACACUGUCUUUCAGCCACAACCAUCAUUUGAGGCAAGAAGACCACACACGACUCAGUUUGACUUCAUCACACUUACCAAUUAACAUCUCCUUGGCUUUUUCUUUCAUUUGAUUCCUGUAAAUGUUUGUUGAGUGCUUUUGUCAAUGUGACUGCACUUUCAUUUUACAAAGUCAGCAGCAACGUCUACAAAAUAUCAGUUGAAGACUAUGCAAAAGUUUGUUACAAUUCCUUGAGACCACUUAAUGAUAUAACUACCUGGACACGUUUAUAAAAUUAUUACAAGCACAUCUUGUGUGUGUGUUUCACAUCCAAUUUACAUGCUUGAAACACACAAAUGGGUGUAUUAAAAUCAAACGCAAUCUUGUGUAAUGCACUGGUAAAUUACACACAAUCAGCUAAUUGUAACAUAAUAAGUGAGCCCCAUAAGAAAACGGUGUGCACACUAAGACUGAAGGUGUGAAUUGAAUGUUGAAGCUGUUCCAUUCACUUACCAAGAGAACAUCUUGAACUGCAAUGCGAACAGAAAACGAAAAGGUGUCAUCAUCCUCAUCUUCAGCAAAUUGAUUUGGAUUGGAUGUCCACACUUGCCUUGAAGGAGGCAAAUAACAGCAAAAAAGGUUUUGUUUGAUCAAUGUGACAAGUAUUGAUAAGCCACCUGUUGUUGGGUAUGUGAGUGCAAAAUAGACUAGAGAUAAUAGGCUGGAAAUAAAAAUGAAAAACAAAACCCACCUGCUCUUCUGUGAUUUGCAUGUACAACACUAAGAAAUGAACAAGUUCAUCUAAAAACUUCUUGACAGUUUUCUUGCAUUUUGGUGUUUCCGUAAGUCCACAGAUAAACUCAAAAACACUGAAAACAAGAUUCUCAAAUCCCAACACUUCUCCUAAGACACAAGAAAAGAAAAAGUAGUGAUGGUAAGAAGAGGCCUACAUUCUUGCUCUCAUUCCCAGCCAAAGGUAGUGUGGAUUGUGUAAUUACAAAAGGAAGCCAGCAUACCAUGAAACAAGGAAUAAGGAAGCAAUCCAUACAAUAAACACAGAAAAAGGUUUGCUAUAUAAAAUCAGACUAAUCAAAAACCAACCUUUAGCACUUCCAUCUUCAGGCCACAUUCAAGUGUGGAACUAUCAGACAUUGCCAGAACUUCAACAAAUGCUUGGGUGAAUUGUGGAAGAAGAGGAAAGAGGACAUCCUUGGCAAUACCCUGUAAUGAGAAUUUGUUAAAAAUAUUGUCCAAUUUCUAAUUAAAAAUGAAUAACAAACAAAAUUGCAAUACUACUGCUUGCAUGCGAAACUUUUAGUCU